GGAUUCAAGCAAGCAGUAGUCACCAGCAGUGUGCUGAUUACUACCCCUCGGCGGCGGCGAGGCCACCGCCAGUCCCACCGUCGUCUCGUCGAGCACAGCGAGCUUGAUCGCCUCGAGAUGAUCGACCCGUUGAGCCUGGUGGGCUUGAUCCUAACGAUGGUGCAGUUGAUCGCAAAGGAAGCGGAGACGGCACGGCAGAACAAGAAGAAGUGCUUGGACCUGGCCGAACGCGCACGCACUCUGGCCAACGUACUGCCCAGCUACGAAUACCCUGCGGUGAAAGACGAGGACACGGAGAGAGUGCUGAGGAGGCUCAAGGAGGCCCUCGACGAAACCUUGACGCUCAUCCAGUCCUGCCAGACUGUAAGUAUAUGCUCCCGUAACCGGAAGGCCGCCGAAUUAGACGGCGUUAACGGAAAGAUCAACGACUGCAUCAGGGACCUCAAUUUCAUCAGAAACGCUCGCACAAAUCAGGUAGCAGCAGCUAGCUCAGUCCCAGCUCAAACUUAUGACCACGGCUCCUACAAUCAGUACCAGGCACAAGGAGGAGGAGGUGCCUCCAGCAGCGCCUGUGUUGGCUACCCCCCGCCUCAGUACGCACCCGUCAAUGUUCACUGGACUCCGGCUCCGUCUCCCUACCAUGCUUCCCCAGCCCCCUCGGCCUCGGGUUACAAUCUAUCUUCCCUUUACACACUUCCAACCAUCAACAAGGUCUUUGACAGUAUGUGUAAUGGAUUUCGCUAGUGCUCGUUCGUUGCAUCUGGAGUAAUGUUAUCUUUCUGGAUGACAAAUCUGUAUCCAUUUGUGCAGACAGUAUGAAUGAUAAAUCAUUUAUUUGCAGCAA
Hordeum vulgare subsp. vulgare (domesticated barley) is the source of this 844-nucleotide messenger RNA. RefSeq lists its product as uncharacterized. Bases 118 to 744 code for a protein of 208 amino acids. The record is from RefSeq and is a predicted model, not a curated record. Gene Ontology annotation, biological process: cell surface receptor signaling pathway. The transcript is spliced from 3 exons. Lineage: Eukaryota; Viridiplantae; Streptophyta; Magnoliopsida; Poales; Poaceae.